This is a messenger RNA of Agrilus planipennis (emerald ash borer), 1628 nucleotides long. Its product is annotated as neuralized-like protein 2. The coding region runs from base 596 to 1375 and encodes 259 amino acids. Lineage: Eukaryota; Metazoa; Arthropoda; Insecta; Coleoptera; Buprestidae. The transcript is spliced from 2 exons. The record is from RefSeq and is a predicted model, not a curated record. Gene Ontology annotation, molecular function: ubiquitin protein ligase activity. Gene Ontology annotation, biological process: intracellular signal transduction.
UGUGAAAUUCCCAUAGACGUGUAAAAUAUUUAUUUGGAAAGAAAAUUGCUUAAAACACCUUCCCUUUGUUUUUUCCAUGUGUUUCUUAAAAAUAGACCUUUUCCAACUAAAAGCAGUACUACGGAGUUUAGUCGUUAACGGAAACCGCCAAAAUGAACCGUUAACUGUGAAGUGUCUAAUGUAGGGUCUAAAAAUGUUUAUUUUCAAUAAAAACUGCUCAUAACAUCUUCUGCCCUCCCCCGAUUAUUUUAUGUAAGUUUUUCAUGAUUAGGUCGUUUUAAGCCAUUUCGAACAAGAAAAAGUUACAUACAGAAAAUAAAUGUAUAAUGAAUGGAAUGAAGUUCAAGGACAAACUGCACAUACGAAGAAGAGUUUAAUCAUAACCUGAAAUAUUAUUAAUUGAUUUGCUGAUUUACAUUUGUUAAUUGUUACUGAUAAAUGAUAAAGAAAAGUGUGUUACAUUUGCUCUUUGUAUUUAAUUUAAAUAUAAAGUGAAAAAAAACUAUUAACAUGUAGUGGCACACAAUUAUCACAUCUAAGGCAAUUGCCUGCAUAACCUGUAUAUGGAAAUAAAACAAAUGUGUUUACUUUAAUAAUGGAUUUCUCAAAAGGCUCUAAAGCACGAUUUCAUUCAUACCACGGGGAGAAUAUACAACUAUCCGAGGAUAAUACUGUGGCGUUUCGAAAGUCUAGCUUUGCAAAUGCUGUAACAUUUAGUGAAGAGCCACUUUUACCAGGAGAAAUAUUUUUGUUAGAAAUAGAACAGAACGAACGUGGAUGGAGCGGGCACAUGAGGCUAGGCCUUACUCAACUUGACCCACAUACAAUAUUUAGAACAGGUGCAAUACCACAAUAUGCACUUCCUGACCUGGCUAAUAUAGGAAGAUCUUGGAUAUAUGGCAUUACAAAAGCACACAAUAAUAUAAUUAAUUAUGAUGCACAAGGAGGAAACGGGGAGUCAUGUCUUCAAAAAAUAUGUGAUAAAAAUGGAGAAGUUAAGACAUGUCGAGGUGCAUUCCCUAUAACUGUAUUAAAGCCUACCAAACAUACAGAAGUUAUUUUACCAACAGAUAUAGGCAGUAGAAUAGGUAUAAUGUACUAUCCAAUUGAUGAUAAAAAAGCAAACAUGCAUUACAUAAUUAACGGUCAAGAUCAAGGUGCUUGUGUUAAAGAUAUCCCAUAUAAAGAUGCUCCGUUACAUGUUGUUGUAGAUGUUUAUGGUACAACAAAGAAAGUUCGAAUUAUUCAACUGUAUGGAGUUCCUACUCUUCAGUCUGCUUGUCGUGAUGCAAUACUACAGCAUAUUACAAAAAAGGCUGUAUCUUCUCUUCCUCUUCCAAAAAUGCUAAAAGAAUACCUUUUAUAUCGAACAUAAAUUAAGGAUUGUAAUUCAACGAAUGUAGCUGUGUUGUUGUUUAAUGUUAACAAAAAACGGGCUAUUGCUUUAUGUUAUUGGACUGUAAAUUUCAUUCAAAUUUAUUAACCGUUUUAUUAAUUUUAAUUAAAAUUAAAUUAUUCUGGAGAUGGAAGUAGUUAUGUCUAUUUAAGUGUUUGUCUGUAAUUGUUUUUAUAAACUUAAACACUGUUGAAAAGUUGUUUUAAAAAUUAUAAUUUUAAAAUCAUCUAAA